Dufourea novaeangliae is the source of this 2476-nucleotide messenger RNA. RefSeq names its product N-terminal kinase-like protein (gene yata). Gene Ontology annotation, biological process: protein phosphorylation. The record is from RefSeq and is a predicted model, not a curated record. The coding region runs from base 85 to 2439 and encodes 784 amino acids. The transcript has 12 exons. NCBI's taxonomy places the organism in Eukaryota, Metazoa, Arthropoda, Insecta, Hymenoptera, Halictidae. Gene Ontology annotation, molecular function: protein kinase activity; ATP binding.
CUGUCAUGUCAGUGACAUCACGAUGUGGUAUUAGUCGAAGAAUGAGCCUGAUUUACACUUUAACAAUUAAUUAAACCAGCAAGAAUGUGGUCCUUUUUUUCAAGAGACCCCACCAAGGAUUUUCCUUAUGAAAUUGGCGAACCAGUUCCCGGUUUGGAUGACAAAAACAUCUGGACGUUGCACAGGGCCAAAAAAAAGGGCUCGACAGGAGGCGAAGAUGUUUCUGUAUUUGUAUUUGAGGCUAAAAACGGCAAUGAACAUCUCCUGGAUUUAGCACGUUCAGCAGUGAAGAGAUUAAAAACCCUUAGGCAUCCUAGUAUACUUGCAUAUCUCGAUAGCCUUGAGACUGAAAAAAUGGUUUAUUUAGCAACUGAACGAGUGGAACCUUUGUGCAACCGUUUGACAAAAAACUCUAAAGGUGAUGAAGAAUCCAAAGAAGAGUUAUAUUUUUCUUGGGGAAUAUUUCAAAUUACAAGGGCAUUGAACUUCUUAAAUAAUGAUGGUAAUCUAAGACACAACAACGUCAACUUAUGGACGGUUUUUGUCAAUGAGGAAAGUGGCGAAUGGAAACUGGGAGGAGUUGAAUAUAUGACAGCAGUAGAUGCUCCUUACAAUACACUGCCAUCAACAUUUCAAGCAUACUAUCCCCCAGAUACUAAGGAUAAUGUAAAACCAGCCACUAAAUGCUCGGUUGACAUGUGGGGACUUGGAUGCCUGAUCUGGGAGACAUAUAAUGGUGCACUGACUGCAGACACACAAUUAAAAAACACUGACAAAAUUCCGAAACAGUUACAAACUGUGUAUCGAGAAUUGACCAGCGGCAAUGCUGAAGGAAGACCAAAUCCUGCCGAUGUGAUAGCUCGUUGUCGUAGUAAUGGGGGAUUUUUUAAGAAUGGGCUUGUAGACGCACUUUUAUUCUUAGAAGAGAUUCAAAUGAAAGAGAGAGGGGAGAAAGGUCGUUUCUUCUCUCAACUCGCUGGUCAAUUGGAGUCGUUCCCGAAUGGUGUUGGCAGAUAUAAAAUUUUACCGCAAUUGCUAGCCGCUUUCGAGUUCGGUGAUGCUGGAAGCGCAGUGUUACCACCUCUUUUACAACUUGGUUGCCAAUUACCUGAUGCUGAAUAUCAGAAAAGAGUUGUACCGUGUGUAGUAAAGUUGUUUGCAUCGAAUGACAGAGCAACCAGAUUGAGAUUACUGCAGCAAUUAGACAGAUUUGUUGAUCAUUUACAACCAGCAACUGUUAACGAAGCUAUCUUUCCACAGGUAGCCAGAGGUUUUUUAGAUACAAAUCCUGCGAUUAGGGAACAAACCAUAAAAUCUGUUGUACAUUUAGCACCGAAAUUAGACUAUAAUAAUCUCAAUGUGGAAACGUUAAGAUAUUUUGCGAAACUUCAAUCCAAAGAUGAACACGGCGGCAUACGUACUAAUACUACAGUUUGUUUAGGAAAAAUUGCUCAGCACCUUCAUCCUCAGAUCAGACAAAAAGUAUUAAUCGGAGCGUUCAUAAGAGGUACAAGAGACACAUUUCCACCAGCUAGGACAGCAGGUAUUUUAGCAUUGGCCGCGACGCAGCAGUACUUUCUGCUGCAGGAAGUUGCGAAUCGUAUUUUGCCAGCUUUGUGUCCGCUCACUACAGAUGUGGACAAAGGAGUGAGGGACAAUGCAUUUAGAACCAUUCGAGGAUUUUUAUCUAAGCUUGAGAGAGUAUCUGAAGAUCCUGGGUUGCGGGAAUCUAUGGAGGCAGAUGUAAAUACAGCAACACCUAGUCUUAGUAAUGCGGCAGCAACGUGGGCAGGAUGGGCUGUAACAGCGGUCACAGCCAAAUUUUAUCGUAGUCAAUCGGAUACACCUAAGUCAUCGAAUCCUCAUAAUGCCUCGAGAAUCUUACUAAAUAAACCUGCAUCACUAGAACAGGCCAGCAGUUCACAAAGUAGCGCCAGUACAACUGCCACGACAAGCAGUGCGACGAGUAUGACGUCACUGGAUCACGAUCAUGAGCAUGACCUACAACAUGCCACAAAUACGAAUUCAGAUUGCGACUGGGAUUGUUGGGAUGCUGACAAUUGGGGUGACAUGGAACAACAGCCUUCUACCACCUCGACAUUUGGGACACGCAACGUCUCGCCAUCCUCGCAUUCGUCCAAGGCGAAUGAUCAGUGGACGAAUCUGGAGGAAGAACCGGAGGAAGAAGCAGCACAAAGUAUAGAGGACAAAAAUGAAUCUACCGAGGUAGUUUGGGAGGACUCAGAGUUUCAACCUUUAGAAGAUUUUCAACCAUUAGAACAACCAGGAAAUACUGAAAGUACCGGUACGCUUAAUGGAAAUAAUAAAUUGGAAGAAGCUAGAAGAAAACGUGAAGAACGCAAACUAGCCAGGCAAAGGCAAAUGGAAGCCAAAAGGGCAGUGAAAUUAAGAAAUACUACCACUGCAAAAAAGAUCUAAUUUAAACGCUACAAUUCUUUAAUUACACUCGAGUAUA